This is a messenger RNA of Drosophila takahashii, 1483 nucleotides long. RefSeq names its product ATP-dependent RNA helicase 25E (gene Hel25E). NCBI's taxonomy places the organism in Eukaryota, Metazoa, Arthropoda, Insecta, Diptera, Drosophilidae. Gene Ontology annotation, molecular function: ATP binding; RNA binding; RNA helicase activity. Gene Ontology annotation, biological process: mRNA splicing, via spliceosome; mRNA export from nucleus. The record is from RefSeq and is a predicted model, not a curated record.
CACAGCCCUCAUCAGAUUCUUCAAGACCUAGAGAAAAAAGCAAUCCGCAGAAAUGGCCGAUAAUGACGAUCUUUUAGACUACGAGGAUGAGGAGCAGACCGAGACCACUGCGGUUGAGGCGCAGGAGGCGCCCAAAAAGGAUGUCAAGGGCACCUACGUGUCCAUUCACAGCUCCGGUUUCCGCGAUUUCCUCCUGAAACCAGAGAUCCUCAGGGCCAUCGUGGACUGCGGCUUCGAGCAUCCCUCGGAGGUCCAGCACGAGUGCAUUCCGCAGGCCGUCCUGGGCAUGGACAUUCUCUGCCAGGCCAAGUCCGGUAUGGGCAAGACCGCCGUCUUCGUCCUGGCCACGCUCCAGCAGCUGGAGCCAUCGGACAACAACACCUGCCACGUCCUGGUCAUGUGCCACACCCGCGAGCUGGCCUUCCAGAUCAGCAAGGAGUAUGAGCGCUUCUCGAAGUACAUGCCCACAGUCAAGGUGGCUGUCUUCUUUGGUGGACUAGCUAUUCAAAAGGACGAGGAGACCCUCAAAAGCGGAACCCCGCACAUCGUGGUGGGCACUCCUGGCCGAAUUCUAGCCCUGAUUCGCAACAAGAAACUCAAUCUGAAGCAUUUGAAACACUUUGUUCUCGACGAGUGCGACAAGAUGCUGGAGCAGCUGGAUAUGCGUCGUGACGUUCAAGAGAUUUUCCGUAGCACACCGCACGGCAAACAAGUGAUGAUGUUCUCUGCCACAUUGAGCAAGGACAUUCGUCCCGUUUGCAAAAAGUUCAUGCAAGAUCCUAUGGAGGUCUACGUCGACGAUGAGGCCAAGCUGACGCUGCACGGACUGCAGCAGCACUACGUCAAUCUGAAGGAGAACGAGAAGAACAAGAAGCUGUUCGAACUGCUCGACGUGCUUGAGUUCAAUCAGGUGGUCAUAUUUGUGAAAUCUGUACAACGUUGCGUGGCCUUGUCCCAGCUGCUGACAGAGCAAAACUUCCCCGCUAUCGGCAUUCACCGCGGCAUGACCCAGGAGGAGCGUCUGAACCGCUACCAGCAGUUUAAGGACUUCCAGAAGCGCAUUUUGGUGGCCACCAACCUCUUUGGCCGCGGCAUGGAUAUUGAGCGAGUGAACAUUGUGUUCAACUACGAUAUGCCCGAGGAUUCUGACACCUACUUGCAUCGCGUGGCCCGUGCUGGUCGCUUCGGUACCAAGGGAUUGGCCAUUACCUUUGUUUCGGACGAGAACGAUGCCAAGAUACUUAACGAAGUACAGGAUCGUUUCGAUGUGAACAUCAGCGAGCUGCCGGAGGAGAUUGAUCUGUCCACAUAUAUCGAGGGACGCUAGAGCUCGAAAGUGCAUGGUAAUCUGAACAGAACAGUACUGCGUAAGACUAAACUGCACUUCGAAUAGAUACAAAGCUAAAACCUUUUAUAAAACUCUACUUUAUAACUAAAUAAAAAUUAUUCAGACAAUGUGUUGACGUACAAAAUCGGAAGAAAA